Condylura cristata (star-nosed mole) is the source of this 4060-nucleotide messenger RNA. It is a transcript of the gene RUNDC3B, whose product is annotated as RUN domain containing 3B. The transcript is spliced from 12 exons. Bases 390 to 1799 code for a protein of 469 amino acids. The record is from RefSeq and is a predicted model, not a curated record. NCBI's taxonomy places the organism in Eukaryota, Metazoa, Chordata, Mammalia, Eulipotyphla, Talpidae.
GCUGGGGCAGGAGUGGCGGCCAAGCGUGGGUGGUUGGGCGUGCGGGGCCAACGGGCACGCGCGCGCUCGGCGGCCGAAGUCCCUCGGGAAGUCACGGAGCGCCAGACGCCAACCCGCACGCGCCGCCCGGCGGCCGACGGCGCACGCGAGGGCGGGGGUGGUGCGUGCGUGUGUGCGCGCGGGUAUGUGUGUAGCGCGGGUGAGGAACGCGAGCCGUCGCUCCCCGGGUGCGAGUUCCCUGCAGUCUUCCACAUCUCCCCCGCAUCCCCGCUCCUAGCCUAAGACCUCCCUUGCCCCAGCAGUUGCUUACCCAGCGAAAGCCGGAGGAAGCAGGUGUGGGGGGUGACAGAGGUGUCGCCAAACAAAAGGGGCGCAGGGGUCAGCCUGCCAUGGCCACCCGGAGCCUGGGGGGCCUGAGCGGGAGCCGCGGCGGCGGCAAGAAGAACCUGAGCGCCCGAAACGCUGCAGUGGAGAGGAAGAACCUGAUCACCGUGUGCAGGUUUUCUGUGAAGACCCUGAUUGAUCGGUCUUGCUUUGAGACAAUUGAUGAUUCUUCUCCUGAGUUUAACAAUUUUGCUGCUAUUUUGGAACAGAUCCUAAGUCACCGGCUAAAAGAGAUAUCCCAAAGUUGCAGAUGGCUGGCUCAUCUCCAAAUACCUCUUCAAGGUCAAGUAACCUGGUUUGGUUAUGAAAGUCCUCGUAGCUUCUGGGACUAUAUCAGAGUGGCUUGCCGAAAAGUUUCACAGAAUUGUAUCUGCAGUAUUGAAAAUAUGGAAAAUGUCAGUUCCUCUAGAGCUAAGGGUAGAGCCUGGAUCAGAGUAGCACUCAUGGAAAAACAUUUAUCUGAAUACAUCUCUACAGCUUUGAGAGACUUCAAAACAACCAGGAGAUUUUAUGAAGAUGGAGCAAUUGUUUUGGGUGAAGAAGCAAAUAUGCUGGCUGGCAUGCUGCUUGGACUCAAUGCUAUUGAUUUCAGCUUCUGUUUAAAGGGAGAGGGAUUGGAUGGCAACUUUCCUGCUGUAAUAGACUAUACACCAUAUUUGAAGUUUACCCAAAGUUCUGGUAGUAUCAGCAGUGAUGAGGAAGAACUAAGGACAUUGGGAAGCAGUGGUAGUGAAAGCAGCACUCCAGAGAAUGUUGGACCUCCAUUCAUCACGGAUGAGAAUAGUUGGUUCAACAAGUGUAAGAGAGUUAAACAAAAGUAUCAACUCACCCUGGAGCAGAAGGGUUAUCUUGAAGAAUUAUUACGACUUCGAGAGAACCAGCUGUCUGAAUCAGUCUCCCAGAACAAAAUACUACUUCAAAGGAUUAAAGGUUCUGAUUUGGCCCAUAAAUUGGAAAAAGAACAAUUAGAAUAUAUAAUUGUGGAACUUCAAGAUCAGCUGACUGUGCUAAAGAAUAAUGAUUUAAGAUCAAGACAAGAGUUAACUGCCCACCUCACCAACCAGUGGCCUUCCCCAGGAGCUCUGGAUGUCAAUGCUGUUGCCUUGGAUACGUUGCUUUACCGAAAACACAAAAAACAGUGGUAUGAAAAAAGUUAUCAAAGUCUUGACCAGUUAUCAGCUGAAGUUAGCCUUUCUCAGACUUCACUGGAUCCAAGUCAAUCACAAGAAGGAGAUGGAAAACAGGAUACAUUAAAUUUAAUUAGUGAAGGUAAAGAAGAUACUCCCUCAUUACUUGGUCUCUGUGGGUCUCUAACCUCAGUGGCAAGUUACAAAUCUCUAACAAGUCUAAAAUCUAAUGACUACCUUGCAAGUCCUACAACAGAGAUGACAAGUCCAGGUCUAACUCCAUCCUGAAAAUUCUUAUGUAAAAGUCAAAAGUUUUUAUGUUGCAUAGGUUCUCAUACAUUGGACUGCUGGGAAAACCCUUGGAAUUUUAUAUUGUUCUGGCACAUGUCUGGAGUUCUGUUGCUUAUAUUAGAGUAUUCAAAUACUCCAUGUAAAUGUGUGUAAAAAUGAUCCUGCCAUUUUUUUUAAUUCUUAUACUUGUCACUAAGGAUGUUUAAAAAUGAAUAGGAUUUCAAAAACAUUCAAAGAUUCUCUAAAUUAUUAGUCCACUACACACUGUAUGUUUGUUGUAUAUUUAUUAUUCAGUUGAAUUUCACAUAUUUAAAUGUCAUAAUUCCUACAGAGUGGGAUUUUAUUCCAGACUUAAGUUAUGCAUUUUCUUUUGUUCUUUUAUUCAGUUAUUGUUUUCUAGAAUGAAAAUUUCAUUUUUCAUUUAUUUUUGUUUAGGCACUAACAUUCAGAUGCCUUGUUUUUAAUAUAAGAUGGUCCUUGGCUGCAGUUUCACAAUAGUCAGUUCAGCUUUUACUUAGCAUUAUCAUUUAAUAUGAAUUUAACAUUCUACUUAACAUUUUAUAAAUUCUAUAGGAAUGUGCCUUUAGGCACUAAUUAAAUUAUGGUUCUAGGAAAAUGUUUUGCAGUAUUUGAGAUCAUUUAGGUAUAAUGAAUAAAUUUCUUAUUUUUGUUUUACCAAGACUUUCUUAAAAGGCUACCAUAUAAAAAUAUGAUCAAAUAUGCAUCAAAAGUUGGACAUUUAAAAAUUUAGAACAUAACAUUAAAAAAUAUUUUAUCAGAAAAGAUUUCAAGUUCAAUUAAGGAUCUGAGAACUUUUUAAAGAUCAGUGGGGUAAUCACCAAACUCAAUACCUGACAGUGUUGUUUUAUCUUCCCUUGUAUGCAACAAUGAAGUGUCAUUUAUGUUUUGCAGGUUCUAGCACUAAUCAUGCCAUAAUCUCAUAUAAUGCUAAUAUAAAAAUCCUUGCACUUCUGCAGAUAAAAAGAUUUUCUUAAGAAACCAUAACUCAGAGCUGUAUUUUAAAUCUUUUUGCACUAUUUGGAACAACUAUACAUUUUUUCCCUAAAAAUUCCACCACACUGAAAGAAAAAACUGUAUGAAGUAUAUUUUCUAUAGUAAGUAAUAUGAGGAAAACAUGAUCAGUUGUGCCAAAGAAGUUUUAUACACUAUUUGCAUUAAGAAGCUACACUUAUUGGGGACUUCAUAUUUUGUUUAUUACAACAUUACAUUCAAACAUUGUAGCUUUGACAUAGGAGAAAAAUGUUCCUCCUAAGACAGUUUAUUGAGAGGAAACAAGAAGCACUGAACUAACCACACUCGUUCUCUAUAUUAGAAAUGUAGGAGUAUGUUUUAUGCAAUCUUCAGCGCUGUACUCAUAAUUUGGAAUUUAAGAUAAUAGUAAUAAGGCUAGUCUUAUAUGUAAGACUGUUCAAAAAGUGUCAUUUCAGGGACAAAGGAGGACAGAAGCCCUUAAAAUAAGUUAUCUUAGAUGUAUAAGAACAUAUUCAAAGCUUUAUUCCUUUAGCUUAGGGCUUUAGUACUUGUAGAAACACAAAUAUUCUUGAGAUAUGGUACUUUCAAUCAAUUCUUAACUCAGUAUACUUUACUGUGAGUGAGGUAUGCUCAGCCCAGGGGAGGGUAUGAAGUUAUGAAAUGGGAGUACAGAAAGCUGGGAGAAGGGAGUAAGAAAUGGCUAAAGGGGAGGAAAACUGUAAAAACUUCAGACUGGCCUUAAGCACUUUUGCUGUUUUCUCAAUCAGAAUGUUAGGCUUUCUCAUUCAUGGUGUACUGUCAGCUGAAAAUUACUCAGUAAAGUUCCUUCAGUAACUAAAAGAAAUCAUUGAUAAUUUUUUCAUACAUUUUUAUAGAAAGAAAAAUUCAAGAUUCCAUAAUUGAAAAAAAAUUCAGAUUUGUUUAAUGUCUAUAGUAUGUGCGUCUUAACAUACUGCUAACUGCAGAUUUCAACGUGACAUCUGAGAAUCAUAACUUUCCUCCUUUUUUGGAGCUCUUGGUAUAAAAUUCAUCUGCUAAUAUGAAUUCAAGUUUCUACACAGUUCAUUACACGCUAGCUAUAAAGGUAGUUUGUUAAUGUUUGCAUGAAGAAAAAUGUAUGUCUCAAUCUUUAAUUUUAGGUGGUAGUAUUUGUUUGUACAGCCUCUACAAAACAGAAUGCUGAAUUAUAUGCUAAUAUUUCCAUGUGUAUUUUGUUGCCUUGAUGUUGAUACUUGUUGCAUGUCUAUUAAACAUUUUGUACCAUG